AUAAUACCCGCAAAAAUGAGACACAACACAGCAGAACGGACUGUAGGUAAACCUUCUGCUCUCUGGAGUUAUUCAAAUGUUGGAAUUAGCUACCGACUGAACUAGACCGAUAGACUUUUUACGAGUCCUUUAAUAGAACACUUGACAUAUUCUUUUUUACUGAGGACAGUAUCUCAUCAUAAUUUACUGACUCUUUUUUUCUAUUUAUCGUCAAAUAUACUAAGGUUCUCACCUGGAGACAUUGGUUAUCCACCGCUACUAAAUACGGAAGCUCGUUAAGCGAAAGCUUCUAUUCUGUCCAUAAUUAUUUGAACCAUUUGAAAUUUUUGAAGGUCGGUGUGUUGGCGGGCUUUCCGGAUGGCAGUCACAUCGCGUGAUAAUGAGUAGUGUACAGCUGAAGAGCGUGGACAAGGUACUUGAAGUGUCAUCCACUCCAAUACACUCUAGAGGUUGUAAUUCUGGCUAUGAGGAACAAACUAAGGAUUCGCGUCUCAUAUUAUCUUCAGCGAAGAAAAGAUUGUCCAGUAAAUCAAACUCAGAAACCGGAAGCUUCGACUCAGCAUCAUAUACUGGAUCUAGUUCAGAUGAUGAUGAUGAUGAAAGUCAACAACGUGAAAAUCCAAAGGAACGUUAUUUGAAACCUGGACUUAGAGCUGUAAACUCUAGAGGAUUUAAUGAUUUCUGUGUUCAAAAAAUCCGUCAAGCUUCUUUUGGACGUAGAGAAAUUGAAAUAGCUGAACAAGAAAUGCCUGGUUUGAUGGCAUUGAGAAAGCGUGCUAAAACUGAUCAGCCAUUAAAAGGAGCCAAAAUUCUCGGUUGUACACAUGUGACCGCGCAUACAGCUGUACUACUUGAAACAAUGGUAUGUCUAGGCGCCCAAGUUCGAUGGUGUGCUUGUAACAUAUAUUCAACACAGAAUGAAGUAGCAGCAGCGUUAGCUGAAUCCGGUGUUCCUAUUUAUGCAUGGAAAGGUGAAACUGAAGAGGAUUUCUGGUGGUGUAUUAAUCGUUGUAUAUCUGCUGAGGGUUGGAUACCCAAUGUAGUUUUGGAUGAUGGUGGCGACUUAACUCAUCAGCUGCAUAAAAAUUACAAGGAAUUACUGACUGGUAUAUGUGGAAUAGUUGAGGAAAGUGUGACAGGUGUUCAUCGUCUUUAUCAGUACGUGAAAUCUGGCACAUUGGGAGUGCCAGCUAUGAAUAUUAGCGACAGUAUAACCAAAUCAAAAUUCGAUAAUUUUUAUUUGUGCAAAGAAUCUAUUGUUGAUUCCCUUAAGCGAACUACAGAUAUGAUGAUCAGUGGUAAGACCGUAUUAGUAUGUGGUUAUGGUGAAGUUGGGAAAGGUGUUUGCCAAGCGUUAAGAGGAUUGGGAGCUUUCGUUUGUAUUUCGGAAAUAGAUCCGAUUUGUGCACUUCAAGCCUGCAUGGAUGGUUAUCGUGUUGUAAAAAUUGAUGAGGUUAUACGUUCAGUGGAUAUUGUGGUUACUUGCACUGGGAAUAAAGGUGUCAUUACUCGGGCUCAUAUGGAUCAGAUGAAAAGUGGUUGUGUUGUAUGCAAUAUGGGUCACUCUAACACCGAAAUCGAUGUUCGAUCUCUUCAAACACCUGAUUUAACAUGGGAGCGUGUUCGAUCACAAGUGGAUCAUGUUAUUUGGAUGGAUGGUAAACGUAUUGUUCUUAUAGCUGAGGGUCGUUUGGCGAAUUUAAGCUGUUCAACUGUUCCAUCUAUUGUUGUCUCUGUUAGCGCCAGUACUCAAAUAUUAGCUUUGAUUGAAUUAUACAAUGCUCCCGCUGGUCGUUAUAAAAAUGAUGUGUAUUUAUUACCGAAAAAAAUGGGUAAGAGAGAUAGUUCAUGUGAAUCAUUGUAACUGUUUACUAUGUUUAUCCGUUUGUAUUUUAAUUUUUUCUUACAGUAAAAAAUAUGAUUUAUUAUCGGUUUAUUGAACAGUAACUCUUCGUGUAAAUUAUAGUGGAUCAUUUUAUGUUGAUUAUGUGAAGGCGUGAAAGUCGACAAGUUGAAUCUAUUGUUUGCAUGAACACUUGACCAAUCAAGUGAAUAAUAUCUGUUAUGUCUAAAAUUUAUUCCCAGUAUCAUCUCUGUCCUCCGGGAUGUGUUGUUUUUUAGCAGUUUGAUUCAGCAAUUAAUAACACCUCUUAGCACUCGCCAAGUCUUCACUAUCCAGAGAAGAUUAAGCGUAUGUUGAAAACAUUAUUGCUGAAACUCAAAAGUAUAUGCAGUACCCAUGAGUAUAUGUAUAUAAGCAUUGACUCAGGCAAGGAUACAUGAACAAUGACCCUGGUCAAAAUAAUGAUCUCACACAUAAUAGACCCAUUUACAUUUGUAUUUCUCUCCCACUAUGUGGCCUUCGAAUAGUAUAUGGUCUGCUCAGCCUUAUAACAUGUAAUUUAUUCGAAAUUGUCCGGCCAUCAGUUCCCUCUCUUGAAAAGUAAAUCUUCGGAUUGAAAUGUUGGAGUUGGGAUGAACGAUAUUUCCGUCGUAAUCGUUUUAGAGUCUGGCCACUGUGUCUGAGUCCAAUAUUUGGGACUGAUUACUUUAGACUAAAGGUAUUGAUAAGACAGCCUAAAGACAAAUUAGACGUAGUCAGUUCUUGAGAUGUCUCAUAUUGUCUCUGAACUGUGUAUGAUUCGUAGGCGUUGAAGAUUUCCCUUGAUACUUGCUUCACAUAUUACGGAAAUAGCUCUGACUUAAAUGAUAUACUAUACGAAGUUGUGUACUCAUGAAUCGAAAGCUAAAACUGAUAAAAGUCACCAGUCUCUAUGAGAAACUUUCUGUUGACUAUGUUAUUGACAAAUAAGUUGCAUACCGUCUUCCUUAAGACAGUUAAUUAAAAUUGGUGAUAUUUUGAAUGUGUGGAUUCUUUCAAGCUUUUCUUCACUCAUCUAGUGUUGUUUUUUUGUAUUCAUUCUUAUUUAACUGAAGAUAAUUUUUUUUACUUGUUAGUGACCAAUUACGAUAAUUUAUGUUUUUAGUUGAACGACGAAGUCUACUUAUAUCUAUUCAUUUCUCCACUUCUUAUUGUUAGUCUUCUUUUCCUCUUGUUUUAUCUAGGUAUUCCUUUUAUUGUUAAGUUUAAAUUAAAUUCUUAUUACAAAUUCUUUUUACGAGCUCAUAAUUUUAGGACAUACAAUUUGUUAGGUGUGAUCAGAUUUUCUUUUUUGUUAACUUUUUCAUGCUUUCUGUUUUUUCUCAUUCACUCUGCAAGAUCGUCUCUUUGUUUUGUGUUCUCGGAUAAACAAGAGUUGUUUUUUGUUGUUUACAUUAAGGUUCAUUCAUUGUUCCACUGUGUUAUUUAUUCAAAUGUUAUUAGAUUUUUUUAUACAAAUUCUAAAUAUUUCUCUAUUACUAGUGUACAAAGACAUUUUAGCUUCAUUUAAUUUUUUCGAUAGUAUAAAAUGUGUUACUUUCUAAAUUCUCUAAUGUGUUUGGCAAGCGGUAAUACAUGUCUUAAUCAACUCAGUCUACGGAGAUUCACACACCGAUUUGUCAUGUUUACCUUAUGUUUGACAACAACAUCACUCAUUCGAUGAUGCUAACAUAUGAAAUGUUUUGAUCGAAUAGAAUGUAAGUAUUAAACAAAGAGGCUGAAAUCGUUUGGUGGGAUUAUCAAUAUAUCAUCUGAUAGGCUUAAAUAUAUGUUUUCUGUGUAUGAUAUUCAAUUCGCUUUUAACACAAUUCACUAACCAUAGUAAAUAAAAUCUUAUCAUGAUGAGUUCACCUAUUUAAGCUCUAGUCUGUCUAUAUUAAAUAUAUAAACAACUAUAAUCACAGUUGUUUUUUAUUCGUUGAAAGGAAAUAGAUGGCAUGAGCGAAGUUAAUUUUAUUACAAGGUUCGUGAUUUUCUGGAAUGAAUCGGUUGAUGUAAUAGAACGUGAAAAAUGACUUUUGAUAUUUUUACAUUUUAUCGUAAACGUGUGCUUUUUUGACCAAAUAACACAAAUAACUUUGUGGAACUAAAGUCUGCACCAAGACUUUCACUUCCAAUUGAAACUUAACAAUAUUUCAUCGAUUUUUUAGUAAUAACUUAAAAUUUUGGUGUUGUAUACAGUGUCGAAGUUGUUGUUUUACUGUAAUUGGUAUUGUUGUAUUCUCUGAGCUAGAUGAUUUAGUUUGCAGUGAUUUUAUUGUCGUUCUAGUCAAUAUUAUCAGUCCUUAGUUCAUAUAGAGGUGUAGACUGUUAUAAGUGUAUUAUUCUCCAUCAUUUUUCUUUUCCUUGUGUUCUUUCUGUAAAUAUUAUCGUUAUUCUAUAAUAUCACGUUCCGUCAAGCUCAUAGUUGUUAAUGUAGGUUGUAUUAACUUAACCAUUUUUUUGUUAAUACUACAGAUGAAUAUGUGGCAACAUUGCAUCUUCCAUUAUUCAAUGGUCGAAUAACUGAACUCACUGAUGAACAAGCUCGAUAUUUAGGUGUAAAUAAAACAGGACCAUUUAAACCGAGUAAUUACAAGUAAGAAAAUGUUUUUUUUUUCAUUAUUGGCACAUUGUCGAAGUCAUAUGAAAACUAUACAUAUUCACAUCGAAGCAUAUAUAGAAUAAUAUACAAAAUGUCAUAUACUAUAAAUUUGUCUUUCUCACCUCUUUAUACUUAUCGACUAGCGUUUAUUAAUGACGUUUUUAGGUUCUAGAAUAUUCUGUUCAAUUUUCCUCAGGUUGAAUAUAUAGUUCUGGUGUAUUAUCUUCAACUACAACAAUAACUGAAUGUUGUCAAGCGUCUUUGUGAAGGGUUAGUUUCACUAAAACUCCUGAUAUACUCGUUGAAAUCGCGUUAACUCAGCUGAAUGGUUUAAUCGUUAAGCUGGCAAUGUUUUCUCUAGAUAACACCAGUACAAACUUCAGAAGAGAGUGUACUUUAAGAAUCUAUCAACAAGUAACUACUAACAACUUGUUCUAUCUACUUAAAAUUUGUUUGAAUAUUGUUGGGACUUAUCUCGCUAUUAUCUUCACAUUCAUUUUGUUUAUCUUGACCUGGUUCUUGAUUAUCUAGUUGUUUUUGAUUUUUCCUAAUUGGUUUGUAAAUUGGGUUUAUUUCAUAAUGUAUGUUGAAUGCUUACUGAUAUCAGUCCCAAGAUUACCGAAAUCCUCUCGUUUUCUUUGUGUUGUUUCUAACUAAAACUUAGCCGUUUUUUGCAGUUUGACAUAUAUCCGUAGUUGUCUAUAUGUAUUGAUAUAGACUAAGAUAUACCUUGGAAUUUGACAGCAAAUUGGAAUUAAUGAAGACGACGGUAAAGAGCAUUGGCUCUUUGUAUGAAGUAAUAUUUUCAGCGACUUCGUCUGUGAGUUUACAUAACAUUAACUGAAGUGAUUUUGCUGGGUUGAGGGCGACAUCUGUUCUCAGUAAUCUAAGUGGAGUUUUGUUCUAUGAGCUAGAUGGUUCGGUCAUGGAGCUUUCAUCGUUCUUCUGAACGAUAUCAUCAGCACAAACUUCAAAUAGAAGUGAUGUGUUUGAAUUCCUCCCCAUAUGAUUCAAAGCUUGUCCUGUCGGCGUCGGUCUUGAUUGAUUAUCGUUGAUCUUCAACCUGUCAUUGUUUACUUCUCUAUUUUGACUGCAUCUCCCUUAACUAAAUUUUUAUCGACAACCUAUUAUGAGCUAUCCUUUUAAAGGGUGUAGUAAGAGCUCAGAAAGACGAGAACUCAUGCAGUUACCUCUUCGUUUUUUUCUGCAUAUGAUUCUAUUCACUGCAGUUCUCUUAAUGAUGAGUUUUAUGGGAAGUUUUCUGAUCUUUAGGUAGCGAGGAAUAAAUGUGGUAGUCGUUCCAGGUAGUGUUAACGGUAAAGCAGAUGUUCUAAAUCAAGUUGAGAAAUGAUAACGUAGGUCAUUUGACGUCCCAGUUGAGUGAAUAAGUAACGGUGGUCAUUUCCUGCAAUUAUUCUCCGAUAGUCUUAUGUUCCUUUCAAGUACAAGGGUUAAGGAUAAGGGAAAUGUCUUACCUUCACCACACACCCUAACACAACUAUAGGUACAAAUAAACAUAAUCGUUAUCACCUGUCAUUGAAGAAUUUCGAUAGACGACUAAGCAUUCCUUCUAGAGGAUAUGGUUAUGUAUGUAUGAACUUGCAAAACGUUUUGGUGAUAAUAAGAAAAAGCUUUUAUUCUAUAUUCAUUUAUGUAAGACACAGUGUGUAUAUCUGUACUGUUCGUAAUCUAUUUUAUUUAUUUAUUUAAACACAUAAAUAUUGGUACGAGGAAGCACCAGAUACAUAUGCGUCGCACAAGUCUCAUUUGAUUUGUGUGAGGGCUGUGAUACUGCCCAUAUGCCCAAACUGAGGCAUACUUCAUCCAUGCCUUUUGGUUAGUCUCAGUUUACAAAUUUAUGUUCUACCCCUAGUAACGUUUUAGACGUCUACAUUUUUGUUGUACAUUUUUUACUUAAUAUAUUUAUUUCAUUGCAUCAGAUUUUAGAACAAACUAGUUUAUUUCGGCUUAUUUUUGCCAUAUUUUAGAUACUAAACUUGUUCUCAUUCUUCGUUUCUGCUCAUGCACUGAUUGCUGUUACAUUUAUUGGGAAAUGUCUUCCUGUUUAACAUGUAUACUUUGCAUCGAUUCGGUUUUCGUAAAAAGUAUGGUAGAAUAUUACAUCUAAUUUACUUUAAAUAAAUAUGUUGAAGUAUGAAUUUCUCAUCCUCUUAUUUAUUCUCAUAAAUUUCAAUUACAUUCCAAUAACUAUUGUGUAAAAGAGUUGCUUUAUAUUAAUCUAGUAUAUUUUCAUGUUUCACCGUUAAUUUAACAUAUGUCUUUCCUUACUAAUCUUGUUUGUAGAUUUAGCGUUAAAAAAAGAAAUAAUUUUUGAUUAUAUAUAUUAGUUUGAUUCACUCUCAUAAAUACACUGAUAUAUCAAUGUUAUCGAAAUGCUAAUUAGCUUAGGGUUGUCUUUAAGUAUCACUGUGUGAUGAAACUGUUAAUUUUCCUCGGACUGUUUUCUAUCUUGAUGGCGUCCUGUAUCCUUGUGAGUGAAUCCUGUUCAGGAUAUUACGUAACUAGUCGUGUUUUAACUAGUUUCUCUUAAUCAGACAAGCAUUAAUAAUUCAUACAUUGUAAUUCUGAUUGAUUUGUCUAUCUUUACUAUGUAUUAUUUUUGUAUUUUUUCGUAAUUACCCCUCUUGCAAUUCUAUUCAACUAUUUACUUCCCUCAUUCAUAACAUACAGCAUCCCCUUUUGAUCUUGUGUAGAAUACAGACAAAUAGUUAUUUAUAGUCAGCCUAUUGUAUGUAUCGUUUAUAUGAUACUUGGAUCGUUUUCUUUUAUUGAGUAUGAUAUGAUUCUACGU
Schistosoma rodhaini is the source of this 7278-nucleotide messenger RNA. NCBI's taxonomy places the organism in Eukaryota, Metazoa, Platyhelminthes, Trematoda, Strigeidida, Schistosomatidae. The record is from the annotation of a GenBank genome assembly.